This is a messenger RNA of Cannabis sativa, 2668 nucleotides long. RefSeq names its product protein ENHANCED DISEASE RESISTANCE 2-like. Bases 302 to 2488 code for a protein of 728 amino acids. The transcript has 21 exons. Gene Ontology annotation, molecular function: lipid binding. The record is from RefSeq and is a predicted model, not a curated record. Lineage: Eukaryota; Viridiplantae; Streptophyta; Magnoliopsida; Rosales; Cannabaceae.
ACCGGGAAGAAAGAAAAAAGAGAAAGAGAAGAGCAAAAACCAAGGGACUGGAAUUUCCUGCAAUUCAUGAUUCUCUGAUUCCCUCUUGUGGGAUCAGAGGAUCAUCAUCUCCCAACUUCUACCAUUUAUAUUACCAUAACAAUUAUAUUAUUAUAAAAAUGAACCAAAAAAAUCUUUAAAUAAAUGCACAAUUGAUUGUUCAUCAUCUCAACUUAUUAUUCAUAUAUACAUGUACCAUCUCCAUUACCAUCAUGAACUCAAGCUUGUAACAAAGCAUUUAAUAUUUUUGGUGAAAUAAUAUAUGGUUGAAGGAGAAAUGGAGGGUUGGCUUCAUAUCAUUCGUUUCAAUAGGUUUGGUUUGCAAUAUUCACGCAAAAGGUACUUCAUUCUUAAGGAUCAUUCUCUUACGAGCUUCAAGACCAUACCCAUUUCUCAAAAUGAGGAACCAGUCAAAAGUGCAAUAAUAGACUCAUGCAUUCGGGUUACAGAUAAUGGAAGAGAGAGUAUUCAUAGAAAAGUCCUCUUUCUCUUUACACUUUACAAUACAUCCAAUCAUAGUGAUCAGCUUAAGUUGGGGGCUAGUAGUCCAGAGGAAGCAGCAAGAUGGAUUCGAUCUCUUCAAGAUGCUGCAUCAAAGGAAUGUCAAGACAAUUUUGUGGCUUGUUCCAAGAGAAAAUGGCCAUCUAUGAGAUUGGGUGGUUCCAAGAGACCACACCAAAAACCCUCAAUAGACUGGACAUUUCAUUCAACUCUUAAUACAGAGGCAAUGGCAUCUGAUGUUAUUGCUCCCUCACCAUGGAAAAUUUUCGGUUGUCAAAAUGGCUUGAGGCUUUUCAAGGAAUCAAAAGAUUGGGAUUCUCGUGGGAGACAUUGGGAUGACCAUCCAGCUAUAAUGGGAGUAGGCUUAGUUGAUGGAACUUCAGAGGGGAUUUUCCGUACUCUCAUGUCUCUUGGCUCCUCAAGAUCAGAAUGGGAUUUCUGUUUCUACCGGGGCAGUGUGGUGGAGCACCUUGAUGGCCAUACAGAUAUAGUUCACAAGCAAUUAUACAGCGAUUGGCUACCUUGGGGCAUGAAACGAAGAGAUUUACUGUUGUGUCGCUAUUGGAGAAGAGAGGACGAUGGAACAUAUGUAAUUCUUUACCAUUCAGUGUUUCACAAGAAGUGUCUACCACAGAAAGGCUAUGUCCGUGCUUGCCUUAAAAGUGGAGGAUUUGUUAUAACACCUGUGAACCAAGGGAAACAAUCACUUGUAAAACACAUGCUUUCUAUUGAUUGGAAGUAUUGGAAGUUAUACUUGCGUCCAUCAUCUGCUAGAUCAAUAACCAUCCGUAUGGUUGAAAGACUCGCCGCACUAAGAGAGCUGUUUAGAGUCCAAUCUAAAGAUUCCUCUAAACUCUUAGCUGAAGAAUUGAAAAGAGAGAAUGGACUGCCAAGAAGUACUGAAAAGGAAGAACUCAAGAGUGAAGAUACUAGGAAGACGGAUGAGGCUUCUUCGGUGGAAGAUGAGAUGGAUAAAGUAGUUUCUGGCCGUAAAAGCUUGAUGGAUUUGAAUGAUGCAGCAGAUGAGUUUUUUGAUGUUCCUGAACCUGAACCAACAGAAUAUGACCAAUAUGAGAAUGAAUGGCAAUCAGAGCUGAGUGGAGGAGAGAACUCUCCGAACAUAAUUCAGCCCAAACUCUCAUCAGCUGCUGUUUUUGUGAAAAAAUUUCAAGACCUCAGAGCUCAGAAGAAGGGUUAUAUGGAUUUACAAGAAGUAGCUAGGGAAGACAGCAUAUCAUGUUUUUAUGGAGCUACUCUUCUCAAGGACCCAACUUGCGCUUUACCUGGAAGUUGGGCAGAAGGUGAUCCUUCAUUGUUUCUAAUACGUGGACCAAAUUAUUUACAAGACCAUCAAAAGGUCAAGGCAAAAGGCACCUUAAUGCAAAUGGUUGGUGCAGACUGGAUGAAAUCGAACAAGCGAGAAGAUGAUCUUGGUGGCCGACCUGAUAGUAUUGUUCAGAAGUUUGCAAAUCUAGGUUCACCAGAAUUCUUCAUUGUUGUCAACUUUCAAGUUCCGGGUACACCUAUGCAUACCUUGGCUUUUUAUUACAUGUUGAAAACUCCUCUAGAAGAGAAUCCUUCCUUACAUAGCUUUGUCAAUGGAGAUGAUGCCUAUAGAAAUUCAAGAUUCAAGCUCAUCCCAUACAUUUCUCAGGGAUCAUGGAUUGUCAAGCAAAGUGUAGGAAAGAAAGCUUGUUUGAUAGGCCAUGCACUCGAGGUACAUUAUUUUCGAGGAAAGAACUACUUGGAGGUUGAAGUUGAUGUGGCAUCUUCAACAGUGGCAAGGGGAGUGGCCAAUCUUGUUCUUGGCUACCUCAGCAAUUUGGUCAUAGAAAUGGCAUUUUUGAUACAGGCUAAUACAGAAGAUGAGCUUCCUGAAGUCUUACUUGGAACAUGUAGACUUAACCAUUUAGAUGUAUCCAAAGCUGUUUUGAGUAAUUCAACCUGAAAUAUUUUGUUCAUAGAUCAUUAUUGUGAAGGGCAGAAGUCAAAGUUUGACUUUAGUCCUAAAGAGAUGCUGAUGAAAUACAUUAUACUACAGUGCCAUGUACAGACUUUUUUAUCUCUUUACAAUCAAAUCAAAUUGAAAGUGGUAACAAUCUACCACUGUGUACUUGGGUUUCACUAA